AUGAGAUCUUCAAUGAAUUGUAGAUUCCCUACUCUACUCUUGUUAAUCACUUCCCACCUAAUUCUGAUAAUCAAUUCAUUACAAUUAAAUGAUCCAUCUUCACAAAAUCCUUUUAUUUCAGAACGUGGAGAAGGCGAGCAAAAUAAUCCGAGUUUUUUGAAACGUAAUCACGAUUUGAGAACUCGUCGCGUUUAUUUUGACAAUUAUGAUCUUAAUAAUAACAAAUUUAAAAGACGUCAUGAUUUGAGUGAACGAAAUUUUGAGCUUGACGAACAUAAUUUUGAGAGACGAAAACAAUUGAAAGCUAAAGAGUGA
Messenger RNA from Dentiscutata erythropus, 315 nucleotides. NCBI's taxonomy places the organism in Eukaryota, Fungi, Glomeromycota, Glomeromycetes, Diversisporales, Gigasporaceae. The record is from the annotation of a GenBank genome assembly.